AUGCCUGCGUCGGCGGCGCAUAACUUCAGCAGUAGGCGGUCUUAUGUCUCGCCUGCGGCUUCCGCUGGCGCGCAGUUUCCGCCGGCGGCUUCCCCAGGGGUGCAGUUUCCGCCAGCGGCGCAGCCGGAGGUGAUGCGCGCCGCGGAGAAGGACGAACUGUACGCGGCGUCGCUGGGCGACAUGUGUCACGACGCGAUUGGCUCGCAGCUCGGCCACCGCGUCGCGGGCCAAUGGGGCGGCCCGAUCCGCGUGGCGGCGCGGUGCCUUUAUUACAUCGUGACCACCGGCGCCGGCAGCAGGACUCUAGGCGAGGAGUAUUGCGACAUAGUGCAGGUAUCAGGCCGCUACAAUCUCCCCCCCACCCCGGCCCGGCGCCUCUCCCUUGUGCUGCUGCACUCCCUCCUCCCGGCUGUAGCGGCUCACAUCAGCGCCCGCGCUGCUGCCAGGGGAAGGGCGAUUGCAGCAGCAGGGGAGGGGGGAGUGGGGGAGGGAGGAGUAGGGGAAGGGGGCACACGGGGGACAACAGGCGGAGGGGGGAGAGGGGGAGCAGGAGGAAGCGGCGAUGGGACGACACUUGCAGGGGCGGAAGGGGCACGUCACAGCCACACAUCCAGCCUUAGGGGGAGAGAGGAGAGCGCAAUAGAGGGGGGUUCAAUAGAGGGAGGAGGCUUGGAAGCAGCACGUGUGAGCGGUGGGAGGGGGUUGGGAUGGGUGGCAGCUGUGGCGGCAGGGUGGCACUGGGUGGGCCGUGUGAGGGAGCGAGUGAGGGAGCGAGUGAGGGAGGUGGGGAGGAGGGCGCUGGUGGUGUGGGCGGGGGUGGCAGCGCGAGGGGGGGAUGUGCUGAUGCUGCUGGGGAGGGCGCAUCUGCUGCUCUUCUACUGGCACGGGGCUUAUCUGCAUGUAGCUAAGAGACCACCCGCCUAUUCCCCCAGGUACCACAUGCUCGCAUUCUUCCUCUUCAUUCAGCUUGCCAUCCUCUCCUCUGAUUGGCUGCGCCGUUCUCUGCUGCAACAAAGAUCCCUGGCACAUCCCCUACCACUAACAGCCACAGCGGCUGAUACUCCAGCUAAUUCCAGCAAGGGGUGGGGCGAAGGGGAAGAGACGUCACAAGAGGCUGAGGGGGAGGCGGACAGGGAAAGUGAGGCGAGUGGUCGGUGCUCCCUGUGCCUUGCCGCUCGCUCCCACCCCACCUGCUGCCCCUGCGGUCACAUCUUUUGCUGGGGGUGCAUUGCAGAGUGGUGCAACGAGAAACCCGAGUGCCCUCUCUGCCGCUCCCCAGCACCACAUUCCUCCCUUGUUCCACUGCACCACGCUGCCUUUUAA
Closterium sp. Yama58-4 is the source of this 1323-nucleotide messenger RNA. NCBI's taxonomy places the organism in Eukaryota, Viridiplantae, Streptophyta, Zygnematophyceae, Desmidiales, Closteriaceae. The record is from the annotation of a GenBank genome assembly.